Peromyscus leucopus (white-footed mouse) is the source of this 463-nucleotide messenger RNA. RefSeq names its product alpha-1-inhibitor 3-like. The transcript is spliced from 5 exons. Lineage: Eukaryota; Metazoa; Chordata; Mammalia; Rodentia; Cricetidae. Bases 62 to 442 code for a protein of 126 amino acids. The record is from RefSeq and is a predicted model, not a curated record.
ACACACCUUCAGUUCACUGCUCUGUGCCUCAGAUGCUGGCAUAUCUGAAAAAUUGUCCCUGAUGCUCCCACCAGCAGUAGUGAAAGAUUCAGCCAGAGCCCAUUUCUCUGUGUUGGGUGAUAUCUUGAGUUCAGCCAUAAAAAACACACAGAAUCUUCUUGCAAUGCCCUUUGGCUGUGGGGAGCAGAACAUGGUCCUUUUUGCUCCUAACAUCUACGUACUGAAAUAUCUGAAUGAGACCCAACAGCUGACUGAGAAGAUCAAGUCAGAGGCCAUUGGUUACCUCAAUGCUGGCUAUCAGAGGGAGCUGAACUACAAACACAAGGAUGGCUCCUACAGCGCCUUCGGGGAUCAGGGCGACCAGAAGUCAAGGAAGCACUUGGCUCACAGCCUUUGUGCUCAAGUCUUUUGCCCAAGCUCGAGCCUUCAUCUUCAUCGAUGAAACACAUCACCCACGCCUUCA